Messenger RNA from Periophthalmus magnuspinnatus, 725 nucleotides. It is a transcript of the gene mrpl20, whose product is annotated as mitochondrial ribosomal protein L20. Gene Ontology annotation, biological process: translation; ribosomal large subunit assembly. The record is from RefSeq and is a predicted model, not a curated record. The transcript has 4 exons. Gene Ontology annotation, molecular function: structural constituent of ribosome; rRNA binding. The coding region runs from base 89 to 538 and encodes 149 amino acids. Gene Ontology annotation, cellular component: ribosome. NCBI's taxonomy places the organism in Eukaryota, Metazoa, Chordata, Actinopteri, Gobiiformes, Gobiidae.
UUCGCCCUUGGUCUCGCCAUGCUUGUAGACCUCGUUUAACGACUACAGAAUAUAUUGUCUAAUCUAUUUAUUCUAGAGUAGGACAGCUAUGGUGUUUCUAACGUUAUCGUGCUGGAUAAGAAGCCGUGGACCUGACAGAUAUUGGAAAGUCCAGGAAGUCCUUAAACAUGCCAGACAUUUCAGAGGGAGAAAGAAUCGUUGCUACAAAUUGGCCGUUCGGGCAGUCAGAAGGGCUUUUGUCUACGCAACCAAAGCUAGAAAGCUCAAGAAACGCAACAUGAGGACGUUGUGGAUUUCACGGAUAGCGGCAGCCUCACGGGAGCAUGGGAUGAAGUAUCCUGCACUUAUGCAUAACUUGGAGAAGAGCAGUGUGCAGCUCAAUCGUCAUGUUAUCAGUGAUUUGGCCAUCACAGAGCCACGAUCAUUCCUCUCACUGGCCAAACUGGCUCGAGCUCGACAGCAGGAGGGUUUCCGUGCAGCGCUGGGUGACGGGAAAGAGCCUCCUGGUGUUCUGUCCCGUGUAGCUUUCCUACAGUAAAUAAAAUAAACAACAGUAACUCAUCUUGUCCUUUCACGUACAAUAUUAAGCACUGUCAGGAGAGUAAAGCAUGGUCAAUCUUACGCUCUUGUCUCAUUACAUCUUGAAAUACGCUGAUGUAUCACAUUAUAUUGCAAGAAUUGUGUGUGUAUAUAUUUUUUUUUCUUUGAUUAAACUUUUUUAUAUG